GCUUUCUGCAGAUGCCCAAAGACAGAGAGGCAGCUGGCUUAGGCAUCAGCGACACAGCUAGAAGACAGCCAUUACCUGAGACAAAACCGCCUUCGAACACUGUGGCAGUUCUGACCCUGCUUCAGCAUCUAAUCUCAAGGCAGAGGCAAGAAGGGAAGGGAGAGCCCAGGGAUAAGAAGACGACCCCAGCUCUCUGGUGAUGGCAUGGAUCGGACACUUUUCCAGCAGCUGUUUUACCUACCUCUCAGUCCUGUCACUGUCCAGUAUCCCCGAAGUGCCAAGGCACAAGACUGAUGCACAGCCGCUCUUAGCAACCCAGCCAUGGCCGGAGAUUCUAGGAUCUUCAUGAACCAGGACAUGGACAUUGGAGUUUCAUCCAGAGAGCCUAAGAAGAUUCCCAAACAGGCUCGGGAUGAUGUUCCCAUUGCCACUGACCGAACCCGCCUCAUAUCAGCAGAAGGUAAGAAGCCACGCCAGCGUUACAUGGAGAAAAGUGGCAAGUGCAAUGUUCACCACGGAAAUGUUCAAGAAACCUACCGAUACCUUAGUGACCUCUUCACUACACUGGUGGACCUCAAGUGGCGUUUUAAUCUUCUGGUCUUCACUAUGGUCUAUACCAUCACUUGGCUGUUUUUUGGGUUCAUAUGGUGGCUCAUUGCCUAUAUCCGGGGAGAUCUGGACCAUCUUGAAGAUGAGAACUGGAUCCCCUGUGUUGAAAAUCUCAGCGGAUUUGUUUCUGCGUUUCUGUUUUCUAUUGAGACUGAGACAACAAUUGGGUAUGGCUAUAGGGUCAUAACAGAGAAGUGCCCAGAGGGCAUUGUAUUGCUCCUGAUUCAGGCUAUUCUGGGCUCCAUUGUCAAUGCGUUCAUGGUGGGAUGCAUGUUUGUCAAGAUCAGCCAACCAAAGAAGAGGGCUGAAACCCUCAUGUUUUCUAACAACGCAGUGAUUUCGAUGAGGGAUGAGAAGCUCUGUCUAAUGUUUCGGGUCGGGGACCUCCGCAAUUCCCACAUUGUCGAGGCUUCCAUUAGAGCCAAACUGAUCAAGUCCAAACAGACCAAAGAGGGAGAGUUCAUCCCCUUGAACCAAACGGACAUCAACGUGGGAUUUGACACCGGAGAUGACAGGCUGUUCCUGGUCUCGCCUCUCAUCAUCUCGCAUGAAAUCAAUGAGAAAAGCCCCUUCUGGGAGAUGUCCCGCACCCAACUGGAGAAAGAGGAGUUUGAAAUCGUGGUCAUCCUGGAAGGAAUGGUGGAAGCAACAGGGAUGACUUGCCAGGCUCGCAGCUCCUACAUGGAUACCGAGGUGCUGUGGGGACAUCGCUUCACUCCUGUCCUCACCCUGGAGAAGGAUUUUUACGAAGUCGACUAUAACAGCUUCCAUAGCACUUAUGAGACCAACACUCCUGUGUGCUGUGCCAAAGAGUUGGCCGAGUCUCGCCGGGAAGGCCGGCUCCUCAGCCACCUCUCCAGUGCCACCCUCCUGAGCGGAGGCAGAGAAGCAGAGACAGCAGAAGAGGAGGAAGAGGAACAGGAGAGGGAGCCGGCAGGGUUGAAUGGAGCCAAUGGAACAGCAGGAGACGUGAAAGAAGACAUGUCUGUAUAACAUGUGAACUCUGCUGGACAGUAGAUACCCAUAUACGCUUACU
Molecule: messenger RNA, 1645 nt
Organism: Dromaius novaehollandiae (emu)
Lineage: Eukaryota; Metazoa; Chordata; Aves; Casuariiformes; Dromaiidae
Gene: KCNJ5
Product: potassium inwardly rectifying channel subfamily J member 5
Exons: 4
Coding region: 322-1602 (426 amino acids)
Biological process (GO): potassium ion import across plasma membrane; regulation of monoatomic ion transmembrane transport
Cellular component (GO): plasma membrane
Molecular function (GO): G-protein activated inward rectifier potassium channel activity
Source: RefSeq, a predicted model, not a curated record